AGGGCGGUUACUAGGCGGCCGCAGGUAGCGGGGCUGGUGCAGACGGUUCGGAGCGGUGGUCGGAGCUGUUGGUGGCCCCGCGGCUGAGCCGGGCCUGCAGGGUAACUCGGGUAGCACGUGGAUCCAGGUGGUGACAAUUCUGCUGUGGACUGGCAAUUAUUUCUGGCUUGGAUAAAAAGUGAAAUUGGCUCAAAAUGAGUGCGAUGUUGGAAACCCCUGAGCUGCCAGCAGUGUUUGAUGGGGUGAAGCUAGCUGCAGUUGCUGCUGUUCUGUAUGUCAUUGUUCGCUGCUUGAAUUUAAAAAGCCCAACUGCCCCUCCUGAACUCAUUUACCAGGACUCUGCUUUGGCCCGCUUUCUACUCAAAUCCUGCCCACUUUUGACCAAAGAGUACAUUCCACCCCUGAUCUGGGGAAAGAGUGGACAUAUUCAGACUGCCCUUUAUGGAAAAAUGGGGAGAGUGAGAUCGCCACAUCCGUAUGGACUUCGCAAGUACCUCACAAUGCCAGAUGGAGCAACAGCCACCUUUGAUCUCUUUGAGCCACAGUCUGAACACUGCAUUGGAGAGGAUGUCACAAUGGUAAUCUGCCCCGGGAUUGCUAACCACAGUGAAAAGCAGUAUAUCCGCACUUUUGUUGACUAUGCGCAAAAAAAUGGGUACAGAUGUGCUGUCCUGAAUCACUUGGGAGCUUUACCAAAUAUUGAGCUCACUUCUCCACGAAUGUUCACAUACGGUUGCACCUGGGAAUUUGGUGCCAUGGUUAAUUACAUCAAGAAGACCUACCCUCAGACCCAGCUCGUUGUUGUGGGCUUCAGCCUGGGUGGAAACAUAGUGUGCAAAUACCUGGGAGAGAGCCAGGCCAACCAGGAGCGAGUCCUGUGCUGCGUCAGCGUGUGCCAGGGGUACAGUGCACUGAGGGCACAGGAAACCUUUAUGCAGUGGGAUCAAUGUAGAAGAUUUUAUAACUUCCUCAUGGCAGACAACAUGAAGAAGAUCAUCCUUUCUCACAGGCAAGUUCUUUUUGGAGAUAACGUGAAGAAGCCACAAAGCCUGUCAGAUGCUGAUCUGAGCAAACUCUAUACAGCAACAUCCCUUAUGCAGAUUGAUGACAACGUUAUGAGGAAGUUCCAUGGCUACAGUUCCUUGAAGGAAUACUAUGAAGAAGAAAGCUGCCUGCAUUACUUGCACAGGAUCUAUGUUCCUCUUCUGUUGGUUAAUGCUGCUGAUGAUCCUCUUGUGCAUGAGAGUCUUCUAUCAAUUCCAAGAGCUCUUUCAGAGAAAAAGGAGAAUGUCAUGCAUGUGCUGCCCCUUCAUGGAGGCCAUCUGGGAUUUUUUGAAGGGUCUGUACUAUUCCCAGAACCUCUUACCUGGAUGGAUAAGCUUGUGGUACAGUAUGCCAAUGCCAUCUGCCAGUGGGAAAAGACAAAGUCUCAGUGCUCGGACACAGAGCAGGCUGUAUCUGGCCAGGAGUAAUUGACCCAAAGACUCUGGAUCACUUUAGUGUAUCUCCCCCUUUGGGAACACAUUGUUCCCUCACCUGCUGCUUCAGGUUUCCAUUCUCUUUGGUAUCCUAUGGCUGGGGUCUGAUCACAAUGUUUUCUUCCAAAGUGGAGUUAAAGCAAAGAUUAGUAUCUGGUCAGAGCAUCUUUGCAUAUAUAGUCACUUGGGUUUGUAAUUUACUGCUCUGCUUGAAGAGUUAGGUUGCUGACUGUGACUUGCUACAGGAUUACUGAGCUAAAGACUGCUUGCUUUAAUAUAGCAGAAGUUUCAAAUGUCACAAUCUCUUCACCUGUGGGUCAAAAACUUGAUUUGCAGUGUUUGUUUAGGUGUAGAUGACAGGGUAACAGUUGACUGUUUUCAGCUGACCUGGUGCUGGAAAAAUCCUGUACCAAGCCACAAGCCAGUGAGCAGUUCAGUCCAGGCCACUGAAAUGUGGGCUGGAAAAACAGAUGCUUGACUACAAAUGGAGUUCCAGCCUUGCACCAUCUCAAGGGAAGCCUUUUAGUUCCUAGGAAUGCACUUACAUAAUUGAAUCAGUUUUAAAAUACUUAACUUUUCCAUGCUUCAGCUGUCUGUGGAUUGAGGUGUCUUUAUGCUGGGAGUCCAAGUAGAGAAAAGCUGCAGGCUGGUAAUAACAGUUAAAGUUUCUGUCUGAACAUGUUCUUGCACCAAGACCAGAUCAGUCACCUUCUCAUGAUCUUUGCCUCUUUUUAAAUGUAGUCAUCUUCUUAGUACUAGAUUUUUUUUUGUUUGACCCAGGGCUUUUUAAAGCUGGCUGUGGCUUCCAAAUGGAAACCAGGGAUUCGGAAUCUGCAGGAUCUUUGUGACAUUGAUCUGCUUUAAAGAAUAUUUUGUAAAGAAUUAGGUACUCUGUUAAGGGUUAAUUUGGUUUUGGUGGUGGGGUAGGGUAUUUAGAUUUAUUCCCCUAAUAUUAGGGUAAAUAAUACAAGAAUUCUUCCCCUUAGCUUUCAAAGCAUCAAAUGGUUUUCAGACACAUGAGUUGCCUUAUAUUUGGUGGGGAACUGGAUGUCUCUAGCCCUGUGCAACUACAGUGAUAUCUUUGCAUGGCUAACUACUCCCAUAUCGAUGUAAAUGUCGUAGGAUUACUGGCUCCAGUAAGACACUGGGCUCUUCCUCACUUGAAUUGCUUUUCCACACCCAGACAUCCUCUUCUAGUUUUAAUGUGCAAAGUGAAGUCUGAAAGCUGUUUGCAGGAAAGAUGCCUACUCACUUGUGCUUUUCCCUCAAGUGGCUGUUAUGGUCUGUGCAGAGAUGGUUAUUAAAGACCAUAGUCUACCCCCUGGAAGGAAAGCAGUCCCAUGGCAAUCUGGAGACUGAAACUUUGAGGUCAAAAUCUUUUAGUUUGUUCUGUCAGUGGUGUUGUCUCACUAAUUCAUCCUUAGGACUUCUUUAUCAGUGUCAGUGAAGUUCUUUUCCUGUCACACUUCCCACUCUAUUAGCACUUUACUGCUUCAGCCUUGGUCUGUGUUCCAGGCACUUCAGUUUAUAGCUUAAGGGUGAAACAAGCAGCAAGACUUCAGUCUGGUAAUACAGGGGAACAAGCCUUCUGGACUGUCCUGUCCCUAAACCUUCAGUAGGUUGGAGAGGUGGGUUUUUGUUUUAAUAAAGCAAUAAUUAACUAUUGUAGCAAAGGUGCAUUAUCGUAUCAGGAAACUCCUUUCAUUUGCCUUAGGCCAGACACCUUGGCCUGUUACAACAAACUGUGGGUAUCUACACAUUCUCCUUAUUAGUAAAUACAGGUUUCCUUUUUUUCUUCGAAGAAAAGAUGUGACCAAGUAAAGCUAUAGCAAGACUUGGCCAUGGUUGUGGCUGUUCCUUUAGAACUAUUUUAGGGCAUCAGUUAGCAAGGAUAUUCUUGGCUGAUGGAUAUCUUGUCUCUAUGUUGUUAUAGUCUUAUUCAUACUGCAUCUGUAUAUCACUAAAAUCUGUCAUAAAAGACACUUCAGAUUUUUGCUUAAGUAGAUGUUCAUGUAAUAAUCAUUGGAUAUGACUUAAAUACCUUCUCACUUUAACAGAAGUGGAGUGUAAACAACACUUGUAAGCAUCAAAUAGAUACAGGAUAAAUUUAGACAUGUAGAGGUAUAUGGUUUUUAUCUCCAAUGGGUUACAACUUUCGAAGUGUUUCAGAUUUCACAGUAUACUACAGCUGUAGCUUACACAGGUCAUGGCUGUCUGCCUUGAGGAAACAAAACUGCCCUUCGUGUGCUUCGUGUGUCAUUCCUCAAUCGACCUUUACUAUGCUGAGGUGAGCAUCAACUUCAGAUGGCUCUAGGGGAGCAGAGGUUGUCCUUGGUACCAAUACUGCUGUUGAGGUGAAGAGCCAGCCAUAUGACCCAACAUGUGGUUACCUAUGAAUGAAAGGUCAGCGUGUGUCUGACCUCCUUUUGAGAGUAAAGUGUCUGCCUUCCUCAACUGGAGAGCCUUAUCAAAAGCAGAGGCGCUCUGGCCAGCUCCCCAGGUGGCUGAAGCUCUGUCAUCUUCCCCAGGACUCCAGGCUGGCAGAGCAGUUCAGUGGUUGACUGGCCCAGAACAUGAGUCAGGAGGGUGAGAACUGGCUGGGUGCUGCCUGGGGAGGUUAGUGCUGAGGCUAAGCAAGUGUUUUAGCUCUGCUUUUUGACUGCAUCAUGCCAGUUGCUCCUGAAUGCACAGCUUUGUCCUGGGAAGCUUUUCCUUGGAAAAAAAAUCUUCUUUACAAAAUGGAAUGAAGAAAACUAUUCUUGGCGGACCAGACUUUCAAAUGUUUUUUUCCAUUUCUGAGAUAUGAGGAAGCUGCCACCUUGUCCAAUGUACCCUUGUUUCAAACAAAUUUCACCACAGCAGGUGGCCAGUCAAUGACUGGUUUUUAAGCAAGUCUUCUAAAAUGAGGUGAGCAACUAGGCAGUUCUCAAAGCAGCAGGAGCUGUAGCUUUGUCUGAUCAAAUAGAGAUAUUUUUUUUUUUUUCCCCUCCCUUGAAAAGACUUUAAAGAAUCUCCUUCCUGCCCCACAACCCAAGCCUUCAUACUUCGGAAGUGCUGAUGCUGUGGACUUUCUGAAACUCUUAACUACAGAAGUAAUAGGGGUUUCUUGCUCAUUUGAACUGUUUCUGCACUUGCAUCUACAGCUGUUCAGACCACUUGUGGCUUGACAAACCAAUUCUAGCCUGUUUGGGGAAGAGAAGCUUUUGUUAUAGCUUAUUUGUGCAAGGUUUCUGGAGCCUGAGGUUCAUCUUAACCAAGCUUCUUGUAGAUGGAAGCAGUUAGGAGGAAAAACAUUCCAUCUCACCCAAUGUGAUGCUGCUUUCAAAGCAAGACUAGUGGUGUCAGACUCACAGCAGUAACUUAAAGAGAUCUUAAGGAUGAGGGAGAGGAGAAAAUUAAGCUGCAGUGCUCUAAAGACCUUCAAAUAAGAGAAUUCUAUAUUAAAUCUUGCUGCUAAGAGUGAUGGGCAACCCCAAGAUGUGUGGGACUUUGUCCAAUCAGAAAUACUCUUCUCUCAAAAAAUACUAGUCUUGUGACAUGGGCAAGUGGCUUUCAUCUGCCCAGCGAACUCAACCUUAAGUGGAUUCUGAAUUUUUAAGUCUCAGAGGUCAAGCUGCCUUUUUUUCAUCUUUUGUCAAGACACGUGAGGCUGAAGUGUACACUUGUAGAUCAUUACAGUAUAGUCUGAUAGUGCAGGUCAAGAUUACAGCAUGAUGAAUCUGUCAUGCUCUGUUUAGUUUCAAACUGGGCUUAGAAAAAGCAUUAGCAGAGCUCUUCCACAGGUAGUCUCAUGUGGUAUACACCCCUCUUUCCUGUCACUGCACUUGAACAUAAACCCCAAGGACUCUCAAUCGGAUAGCAAGUUACAAAGCUAUUACUCUUUGGUUAGGCUGGUCCAACCAUCACCUUUGCUAGUGUCUGGAGAGACCUGAAGAUUGAAGGUGGGCAGCUGGGAAUUGCUCUUACUGAAUAAAAGGAACUUGUGGGUUCUGCUACAUCAGAUCUGCCAGCAUUUGUAAUGUCCCUUGGUUAGCUUCUAAAUUGGAGGUGCUUUCAGAUGGGUCUGGCAGUGUUGUAGUUGCACUAUGAAGACUGAAGUUUGAACUUCCCUGCAGUCUUUCCUGAGUGUUUUUCUGCAGUUGCUGUAUAUGAAAAGAUAGGUUACAAAGACAGGGCAUUAAUCAAAGAAUGUUGGGAACUGUUAGCUCCAGUACUGAACUUAGCCAAGUUAUCUGUGUGUCACCUGUUCUGGGUCUGUCACAAUUUCCUAGACCAAGCCCUUUGACACGUGGUGCCUUGCCCUUCUCCUCCCUUGACAUCAGCAUAUCUAGAGAUUUCAGUUAACAGCUCUGCCAGAGCUUUUGAGGCUUUGCUUUUUAGUAAAUUAAUUUUCAGAUGCUAGGUAGUGAGACAGUUCUGGCAAUGCAUACUGUAGAAGCGUGUGCUGACUUAAAGGACCUCUGUGGGCAGCCUACAACUAGCUACAGUCUAUUUUGAGGCUUAAAAUAACAAUGUACAUAAGCAGUGGAGAUCACUUUCAGCUCUCUGCUCCUCUAGCAGGGAUUGAGUCAUAGAAGGAGGGUUUGCUUUGCUUAAUAUGUGACUUGUUAACUUAGAAUCCCAAGGCUCUUGUGUCUGUUAAUGCUCCAGCAGCAUAGCUGGAGGUGGAUUGCCUAACUGCCUACAUCUUAAAAGACAGUGCAGAGAGUAGCAACUUCAGGAUUUAAUUGCCAAACAGUUUAGUGACCUGGAUUGCUUCCAGGUUUUUCUAGAAAUACUAUGCCAGUCUGGAACUCAUUGAAAUUCUUCAGUCUUCUUCCAGGAGAUCAGAAAAGACCCUAGCCUUGUGCUGCAUGUAUAAGUCACUUUUGUGAAGAGCAUCUUGUUUCUGGCUUGUCAUGCUCCAUAUGUCCUUACUCUUUAGGUAGGUCUGUUGGUUGAGUAGGUCGUGGAGCCACAGUGACUCAAAGCAGUGUCUCCUUCAUGGCUUCUAGCUGAAAAGCAAACAGCCCUUCUUGGCAUGAGGACUUCCUGAGUUUUCUCCAAGCUUAGAAUGCCUCAGAGCAACACCAGCCCAAGGGGAGGGUGCCUUGUAAUUGUACCCCUUUUAUCACCUGGACCUUUUCAGCUGCUGGGGUAGCUUAGGUGUAAGUGCCAUCAAUGAGUUAAAGCAGUUGCCAGCUUUCCACACUGUGGUAGAAGGGUUUCUAGGGUUAUCCUGAACCGUUGCAUUCUGAAUAUCUGUAUUCUUGGUUUUGCUGGUUAAUCAAUGAACACAAACACUGCAGUCCAGGGCAGCAUUUAUCAGGUUGGCUCUGCUAGUAUUGAACAGCCUUUUUCACAUCUAUCUGAUAACACACUAAAAGCUCCAACCCAUCAUUUGUGGGUAAAGGCUUUUCUUUCUUUCCCACCCAAUGGCCUUGCCUAACCCAGGUAGUUGAAAUGCAGUAAGGAGCCUGAUCCUGCAGAGUGGCUCUACACAAAGCCUUUUUGCUUCUGUCUGAAUGACAAGCUUGCAUUGUCUCUCUGGUCAUGCAAGAGCUUUGAUUAGGUACAGAACUUCCUUCUAGGAUCUAUACUAUAGUUCUGUUGGGAUGUUGACCCUCAUGGCUCCUGCUAACUGGGAAGUCUUUUUUUAAAAAAAAGCCAAACAAAACCCAGUUGUAGUUAAUAUAACCAAAGUCUACUGCCCAAGUCAGCAGCUUUCCAAAGAAGUAUGAUUUCUCAUUGUGUUACUUGACAGCUUGAUCGUAAUGUCUAGUGACAGACCACUAAAUAUUCUUCUUGAGAAAACGUAACCUCUUUCUCUGACAAUCCCAAGCUGAGGUGGUGUGCAGGGAGCCUAGGAAGAACAGACCUGUGCCCUUGUUUUGCCCAUGCAGCUGUGCUAGAACAGGCUGAGUGACUUCUAGUGAUCUUGGUGAGUAGUUAACUAUGAAAAUGUUUUCAAAUUGGCAAAAUUAUACUUUGCAACCAUCUCUAAAUGCUGCCCUGCAAAAAGCUUGUAUACUGAGACACUCUCCCCGCUGCCAUGUUCUGAGUCAGAUUCUCUGGAGCUGAGAGCUGCAGGGAAGAUGAUUUGCAACUAGCAAUGCAAUUUUUCUAUAUCUGCUGAUGUUUACCUUUGAAAUUAUAUAUAUAAAACAAUGUCUGAUUUUUUCUUUAAUUUUUGUUUGUGUGGUGUAAAAUGGAGGUCAUUGCAAAACAAAAUGUAAUUUUGUUAUCUUUGAUUCAGUGAGAUUUCUUUAUUUAAAAAUAAAGGACUUAUUGAAGUCA
Falco peregrinus (peregrine falcon) is the source of this 7754-nucleotide messenger RNA. It is a transcript of the gene ABHD2, whose product is annotated as abhydrolase domain containing 2, acylglycerol lipase. Bases 195 to 1472 code for a protein of 425 amino acids. Lineage: Eukaryota; Metazoa; Chordata; Aves; Falconiformes; Falconidae. The record is from RefSeq and is a predicted model, not a curated record. Gene Ontology annotation, cellular component: sperm flagellum; sperm plasma membrane. Gene Ontology annotation, biological process: sperm capacitation; steroid hormone receptor signaling pathway; medium-chain fatty acid catabolic process. Gene Ontology annotation, molecular function: monoacylglycerol lipase activity; acetylesterase activity. The transcript is spliced from 11 exons.